AUGGCUCACCAAGAAGCUGCCAUGGUCGGAUCUCAAAAUUUCACAACACAAUCGGAGGUUGACGUCAAAGCAGGGCGUGAGAAAUACACCAAAGGAGAAGAGAUCGAGACUUUGGUUGAAGAAGAACAUACAUUAACCUUUGUUGCCGUUUGUCGCAAAUAUCCCAAGAUUGUCUGGUGGUCCUUUUUCUGGUGCAUGACUGCUGUUGCUUGGGGCUUCGAGAUGACGGUCAACAAUGCAAUUAUUGGCGUUCCCGCCUUCCGUACCUAUUAUGGCAAUGUCUUUGACGGAGAACCAGUCAUUCCUGCUGAAUGGCUCAGCGCUUUUGGCGUCUGCAGCUAUUGUGGCCUCUUUUUCGGGGGAUUCAUCUGCAGCGCCGUUGCAGACAAAUACGGUCGAAAGCUGGGGCUGGCCACUGGUAUCAUAGUUGCCACAGGUGGAAUCAUCGGUGAGAUAUUUAGCACCAACCGCGCCGCUUUCCUUGUCAGCAAGCUCGUCUUAGGCGUCGGUGUCGGUUUCUACUUGACCCUGGGACCUGUGACUUGCUCCGAGUUCGCUCCCACAGUUCUGAGAGGUCUCUCUACCGCUGGUGUGAAUCUCGGCAUUGGUGUGGGCGGACUGCUAUCCAACUCUGUGACGAGAGGUUUCGGAACUCGUUUAGACCGAUGGGCAUUCAGAGCUCCCUUUACAAUUCAGCUUCUCUUUUCUCUGUUAUUACUUAUCGGCACCAUUUUUUCACCCGAGUCGCCCUGGUUCUUGGUGCGUGUUGGUCGACUUGAUCAAGCACACAAGACGAUGGAGUCGCUCUACAACUCUCAGAGGGAAGCAGACAAAAGAGUUGCAGACAUCUCUGCCACCAUCCAGACCGAAGCUCAAAUGGAACAGCCUAGUUACGUCUCCGCCUUCAAAGGUACCAAUCGCAUCCGCACAAUGAUAUCGGUGGGCGCUUUUUUCGCCCAGCAGGCUGUCGGGGUUAUCUUUGUUCUCAGCUACGCGACUUACUUUUUCCAGCUUGCCGGUAUGGAAGCGGCGCAUGCAUUAAAUCUCGGUGUGGGAAUUAGUGCUUGUGGCCUUGUUGGCAACGUUCUGGCCUGGUUCGUGCUCAAUCGAAUCGGUCGACGCCUCCUCUUCAUUUGUGGCGUCGCAGGCUGCACAGUCAUCUUAUUCCUGGUCGGAAUUCUUGACGUUGUUCCCACACAGUCUGCAAAAUGGGCACAAGGAGCCUUGUGUGUCAUCUAUGCCUUCGUCUACUUCUUGACGCUUGGGGCGAUCGCUUUUGUCCUGUUGGGAGAAGUAUCUUCUCUUGCCCUUCGAGCACGAACUACAGCUCUUGCUACCGCUACCCAAGCUGUCCUUGGUAUUGCUUUGCAGAUUGCGAUUCCUUAUAUGGUGAAUCCUGACGCUGGCAACUUGAAGGGAAAAGUUGGCUUCGUCUUUGGCGGGACAUCUCUCAUUGCGACCAUCCUUUCCAUUUGGUACAUUCCAGAACUGAAAGGACGAACCUAUGGAGAGAUUGACCAAAUGUUCUUGAGCCACGUUCCGCCAAGAAAGAUGGGCUCCUACAGAAUGAAUUAG
Messenger RNA from Cladophialophora psammophila CBS 110553, 1575 nucleotides. RefSeq lists its product as uncharacterized. Gene Ontology annotation, biological process: transmembrane transport; carbohydrate transport. Gene Ontology annotation, cellular component: membrane. Gene Ontology annotation, molecular function: carbohydrate:proton symporter activity. The record is from RefSeq and is a predicted model, not a curated record. Bases 1 to 1575 code for a protein of 524 amino acids. The transcript is spliced from 4 exons. NCBI's taxonomy places the organism in Eukaryota, Fungi, Ascomycota, Eurotiomycetes, Chaetothyriales, Herpotrichiellaceae.